This is a messenger RNA of Suncus etruscus (white-toothed pygmy shrew), 1429 nucleotides long. RefSeq names its product tetraspanin 1 (gene TSPAN1). The record is from RefSeq and is a predicted model, not a curated record. NCBI's taxonomy places the organism in Eukaryota, Metazoa, Chordata, Mammalia, Eulipotyphla, Soricidae. Gene Ontology annotation, cellular component: membrane. The transcript has 9 exons. Bases 252 to 977 code for a protein of 241 amino acids.
CACACACUCACAUAUACACACAGACACGAGUGUGGGCAUGCGUGCAUACACAUAACACAUUCAUAUAGGGGAGGGAAGCUUCUGGGUCCCAGAGCCGAAGGGGCAGGGAAGUGUGGUGAGCGCCGGUGAGUGCCAGCAGCCUGCGCCCCAUCUGCCCACUCAGUGGACGCCCUUGAGCUGCCUGCCCCUUGCGAGACUUAAGCGGACCUCGCCUCAGAAUUCACUCCCACGAACUCUGAACAGGACCCACCAUGCAGUGCUACAGUUUCAUCAAGACCAUGAUGAUCAUCUUCAAUAUGCUCAUCUUUCUCUGUGGCGUGGUCCUGUUGGCAGUGGGCAUCUGGGUGUCCGUCGAUGGGUCGUCCUUCCUGAAGAUCUUCGGGCCGCACUCGUCCAGUGCCAUGCAGUUUGUCAACGUGGGCUACUUCCUCAUUGCAGCUGGCGCUGUGCUCUUUUUUCUUGGAUUCCUGGGCUGUUAUGGGGCUCAAUCUGAGAACAAGUGUGCCCUCAUGAUGUUCUUCUUCAUCCUCCUCCUCAUCUUCAUCGCUGAGGUUGCUGUUGCCGUGGUCGCCUUGGUAUACACCACAAUGGCUGAGCAGUUCCUCAAGCUACUGAUAGUGCCCACCAUCAAGAAUGACUAUGGUUCCCAAAAAGACUUCACGGAAGUCUGGAACACCACCAUGAAAGCGUUCAAGUGCUGUGGCUUCAACAACUACACGGAUUUUGAGGAGUCCCCUUACUUCCAAAAGCAUGAUAGUUUCCCCCCAUUCUGUUGCCUCAACAACAAUGGCACAUCCACCACGGAGCCCUGCACCAAGGAAAAGGCUGAGGAGCAGCAAGUACAGGGUUGCUUCAAACAGCUGCUGACUGACAUUCGAACCAAUGCAGUAACUGUGGGUGGUGUAGCAGCUGGCAUUGGGGGCCUGGAGCUGGCAGCCAUGAUUGUGUCCAUGUAUCUGUACUGCAACUUGAAAUAAGUCUGCUUCUGCCUCCGCUGCUGCCACUGAACGAGACCUGAGAACUCUGGUGCUGUUACGCAGCAGUGAUGGGGGUAUGCAAGAUCUAACAGUGUCUUGGACUGGAGGUUUCCUCUUGUUGCUCUGGACUUGGGCCCCCAAAGGGGAUUACCCCCCACCCUGCCCCCAAUCAGGCUGUUCCUGACUUUUCCUUCCAUAAUGGGGUUGGGGGUCCCUCUGGUUCAGAGCCUCGGUUGAGCCAGUUUUCCCAGCCAAUUCUCCCACCUGUUCCUUAGUCUUGAUACCCACACCCCACCCCACCCAGGCCUAGGGGCGCUCUCAGGGAUCCCAGCGUCUGCUGGGGGAUGAGAGAAAGGCACUCUGUAGCCUGGAUCCAUGCAUCAGCAGUCACAGGGUGGAUGUGUAAGAACUUCAGAACUCGUAAGCCAAUAAAAAUAAAAUAUUUCCAUUUA